Messenger RNA from Pseudomyrmex gracilis, 1033 nucleotides. RefSeq lists its product as uncharacterized. Gene Ontology annotation, cellular component: nucleus; transcription regulator complex. The transcript is spliced from 4 exons. The record is from RefSeq and is a predicted model, not a curated record. The coding region runs from base 241 to 963 and encodes 240 amino acids. NCBI's taxonomy places the organism in Eukaryota, Metazoa, Arthropoda, Insecta, Hymenoptera, Formicidae. Gene Ontology annotation, biological process: regulation of transcription by RNA polymerase II.
CUACAAUGAGUUGAAAAUGUUCUGUCGCCAGUUGCGAAAGAUGGCAACCACUAGGGGAAAAAUGUUAUUUCCGGUUGNGCUUAGCGUUGCGGUUGCCAAAAGAGAGUUGGUCAACUUUUAACUUUUGGCAACUGCAAUUCGCAAUUGCAGCAUGUCAGCCAAUCAANUGUCGUAUUCAGAAAAAGCGUAAAAAUGAAAUUUUAUAACCGUUUAUUAAGUAAACAUUGGUGAAUAUAGGUUAUGAUUUUCUUAGUAUUUUUUGUAUUUUAUUGUUUUACUUUUUUAAUCAUUUAUUUUACAAAAAUGGAAGAAGAAUAUGUCGAAUAUUAUGAUUUGGAUAUGUUCGAAGAAGUAGAAGAAUGGAAUGAAUCGGAAAUACGAUCACUUAUUGCACUAAUAAAAACAAAUAAAUUUUUGUUUGAUAAAUCCAUUAAAGAUUUUUCUAAUAGAGAAAAAAAAAAUACUUGGAAAAUAAUAGCAAAUUUGCUGAAUAAAAGUGAAAUAGAAGUGCAAAAAAAAUGGAAAUCAUUGAGAACUGUAUUUAGCCGCAAAUUAGCACAGUUGAAGGAGAAAGCACCAAGUGGAAGUGGAACUGAUGCUAAAAAAAAGUCAACAAACAUUGAAUGGGACUACUGGAGUGACAUGCAGUUUCUUAUACCACAUAUGCGUCAUAAGUCAAACAGAACAUCAAAUUUUUACAAACAGCCACUUUCUUCUUCUACUACUGGACCUUUGGUUUCCUUUAAAUCAGCCUCAUNAGAAACAAUGGAUUGUACUAUGCAGAAUGCAAAUGUGAUAAGUUCUGAAUUUUCAGAUGUCGCACAUUUNCUCACAGAGACACCAAACAGCGAAAUAUUGCUUUCUUCAGAUGAUUUUUUUUCACAUAUUGAAUCAUCAGCAAGCAGUAUUGAACAAAAAAUAUCUAUGUCUGAAACUGGAAAAAAAAAUAUUUAUCUAACAUGAAAUGUAAACGUAAAGCUUCUAUAGUUCCCACACCAGAUAAAUUCCAUAUUAAAAANAAGAAAGAACUUGA